Molecule: messenger RNA, 2021 nt
Organism: Bursaphelenchus xylophilus (pine wood nematode)
Lineage: Eukaryota; Metazoa; Nematoda; Chromadorea; Rhabditida; Aphelenchoididae
Source: the annotation of a GenBank genome assembly
AUGGGUGAGAUUGUGACCAAUAUGGGUUCGUGUUUUGCCACUGGACCAAGUGAGUUUAUACUACUUCAACCUUAAAGCUUACUUAAAAAAAUCUUUUCCAAGUUUGUUUGCUCUAAAGUCAGCUAAAUCCUCAAAGUAAAUACUCAUGAUACCAUUGACCUCGAGCUCAGGAAGAAACAUUUUAUCGUUUUCUUCUUGAAAUUUUUAGAAAUUCUUGCUUAAUUUGUCAAAAAAUGGGGUUUUUGAAAAAAUUUUGGCAUAGCUUAAAGUGUAAUGUAUUCAAAUGUGAAUACACAUGUUUUCAUCUCAAAUAGUCAUCAAAAAAGUAAUACAUAACUGGCAUGGAACAUGUCGCUUCGAGUAGAAAUGACAUGGGCAAUUUAUUCUUCCUUUUUUCCUUUCAUUUCGAAUCGACUUUCCUUUUCCCCCUCAAAAAAAUUGGUCGAGACCAAAAUGGAGAAAAUGGAUGCCCUUAGGGUUUCGGAGGGGGAAAGGGAAGGGCCGAACAAACAAAACGGCUUGUUUUGGAAACGUUACGACUUUCGAGAUUGUUUUGCUUAUCUUUUCAGAAGUCACCCUUCUCAACUUGUCACCCUCCGCCAUCACCGACCAAGAGAUCACCGACAAGGCCAAGGCGGAGUUCGCGCGGGCCGCCACGCCCGCCGAACGGCUCCGCUUUGGCUGCAUUGCCACGGGGAUUGCGCACUUGAAGAGCUUUUCGCGGUAAGCCAGAUUUUUUUCAAAGUUUCCGAUAUUAUAGUAGCCAUCAAGCAAUAUGGAAAUUUCUUGAGAUUCCAAGUUCAGAUCUUUUUCAAAUUUUACAUUCCUUAUCUAUCAAGGCUAAAUGUCAUUUUCUGAUACUUUCAAAGGAUAGUUUCCAGAGCCGGUCGAGAUAUUCAACGACAAUUUUUGCGAGAGAGUAUGGAAAAUGAAGAGAGCGGUCAGAGAAAAAAACUUUUUUCGAUAUCUCCUCGGAUUUCACAUGGAAAAAGUUGAGAUUUCGCAGGAACGACGAAAAAGAAACUAAAAAAGAGUAUCAAGUUUCCAUUACAUAGAAAACUCUCAAAAAGUUUUGAAUUGUGGCCAUUUCCGGGCAAAAAACCGGGAUUUUUUGUAAAAUGAGAAGUAAAAUUUUACAUAUACAGUGGGGGACAUGAUCCAGUGGCAAAAAAAGUACCAUUUAGCAUCCGGGAAGUAUCAAAAAUGUGGCAAAAUACUUCCCUCUCCAAGUGAAAAAACUCCGCGGAGUUUUUUUCACUUUUUCACUCCGAUUUCAAAAGCGCUCUUUUUGUGAGGGAAAGGGCGCGUCCUUCAAAUCGUAGUUUUUUUCACUUGGAGAGGGAAGCAUUUUGCCACACUUUUGAUGCUUCCCGGAUGCAAAGUGGUAGGUUUUUUUCCACUGCAUCGGGUCCUUCACUGUAAAAAUUUGCUUAUAAAUAUCUCAUCAAAAUGUUUUUUAACCCUAACAUAAAAAACCAUAGCGACUAUUUACACCCCAUAAAUUUUCAGCUACAUCCGUCAACAUCCAAAUCUGACCCUCGCUCAGCUCCAUGAGCUCGUCACAAAACUGGCAGUCUCCUUCACAGAUGAUGAUCUGGAUCAGCUCAUCCCCCUCUACGUCACGAACGGCCGAAUAAACACUCAAAAGCUCUUAUCCGAUGUAAAAAUUCCAUUGGCUGAGCACAGACAAAAACUUUUGCGGGAUGUUUUCGAAAAAAUCGCUGGCGAAAAAGGCGCGACAGAAGUUGAUGUCGCGAAAUUUGUUCGGAAUUUCUCCUUCAAACAGGAUCGCGAUUACGUAUCAGGGAAGAAAAGUGACAGCCAGAUCAGAGAGGAGUUCAAAAAGAAGUUCAAUUUGGCAGAGCAUGAGGACGGAAAGGCAAGGAUAAUAUAAAUUAAAAAAAUUUUUGAAAUUUCAGGUUACCCUCGACGACUUUAUCGAUUAUUAUGGCUCAAUCAGCUACGGAUGUCAUUCCGACGCCUACUUUGACUUGUUUUUGCGGCAGGCGUGGAACUACUGA